CUUUCUGAUGAAGAAUUGGAUGAAAUCACAGAGCAGGUACUCGAGCUUUUUCCAAAUUUUGGGAGACGGAUGCUCAAUGGGCAUUUUCGCUUUCUUGGCCAUCAUGUGCCUCGAAGCCGCAUUUUAGAGUCAUAUGCGCGUGUUCAUGGGGCACCUACCACAAUGUUUGGGGCGCGGAGGAUCCGAAGGCAAGUCUACUCAGUUCCAGCGCCGAACUCGCUCUAUCAUCAUGAUGGUCAACAUGGUUUCAGUGUACACAACAUUCGCAUCAAACGUCUCUGGCGCAAUGUGACUCAGGGCUUUGGGAGGAAGUGGAAGUUGUUCUUCCAGCUCCUGGAGGUUCAUCACGACCUGAAACCGAACCUGGAUGCUCACAUCUGGCUACUGCAUCAUGUAUUUCUUGAUGCACUGAAUGAAGAUGCCAUUCAGUGGGCAGAAGCCUGGAAUCAUCAUCGAUUAUGCAUUCCAGGUGGAGGGCAGCGGAGCCCUCGGUGGGAGUAUUGA
This is a messenger RNA of Suillus fuscotomentosus, 504 nucleotides long. RefSeq lists its product as uncharacterized. The transcript is spliced from 2 exons. Lineage: Eukaryota; Fungi; Basidiomycota; Agaricomycetes; Boletales; Suillaceae. The record is from RefSeq and is a predicted model, not a curated record. The annotation marks the transcript as partial.